AUAUUCUGGAGAAAACACAGGGAGUUGAAUAGAGAAAAAAAAAAGAUAUAAAAUAUUAAUUAAAUAAACAGUGAAAUGUGUUGUGGAUCGCUGUCGACUAACGACUAAUUAAUCACCGCCAUAAAAUGCGAUAAGUUAACACCAAAAGAUCAUAGUUUGGAUUUAUAUUGCAAGAAUGCUACCACCGAUUAUAAACAAUAUUAACAGUGAUAUAUUAACGUUGUAUACGAAUCCAAGCAACGGUAGAAGCGUGGCAAGCCGUGGUGCUACAAGGGGUCGUUACGCUGAAAUUGGUGUUAAAAGAGCAGUCUGCCGAAUAUUCUUGGAACGAACGAGUUGGAUGUUGACGAUGCGAGGAUGCUCUCUGUGUUCAAGAAGCGAUGUUUUCUUGGAACCGUAUCUGCAGCAGCACGGGACCGUUCAAGUUGUCAGCUCGCCGAGCACUCCACCACCGAAUCCGCUUCAACAUCAUCAACUUUCGCAACUACAUCAUGGCCAGAGCGAAGAAUCGCUUUCUUCGGAAGGCUCGGCCACCUCGGGAGGAUCUUCAACAACUACGGAAGAUUCUGGCAGCGAGGUGGCAUGUGACAUAACGCUGAUCGAAAGGCUCAUACGAUCUCAUCCGAUUUGGUUCCUCCCUGGUAUUCAAAGGGCUGGGGCUUUCCACUUGUUGCAAGGAAAGGAGGAAGGGAACUUCGUAGUCCGACAAUCAAGUCAAAGCGACACGAUGGCCCUUUCGGUGAGAUUACCUGCCGGAAAGGGACCUUACAUCGAGCAUUACCUGAUCCAAGCCAAUAAGGGGAAGUUGAGCUUGGAAACAAGCGAGAACAGGUUCGACAACAUCCCCUCAUUGAUAGCUCAUUAUUCCCAGUGCUGUAGUGAUGAAUUACCAGUGCAAUUGACACUACCGAGAGCAAUGCGAGAGGCUAAAAAUAGGCAGCAACUUUCAUCCUUGGCACUUUUAGGUCAAGAAUUUUGGAGAUAUCCAAUGGCGAAUCCAAAACCACCAGAAAGCAGUAGUAGUAAUACCUCAAGUUUAAGUAGUUUCCAUGGUUGUAACAACAAUUUUAAUAAUAACAAUAAUAAUAAUAAUAAUAAUAAUAAUAAUAAUAACAACAACAACAACAACGUUGGUACUCCAACAACAGAAAGCAUUGUUCUUAAUCUCGCACCUAUUUCAUCUCAUGAUAUACAAAAUUCUUCACCAACAAAUACAGGAACAACGUCGACGUUUGUGUCAUCUUUACCACGCCAGCCAAGACCAACACCACCCAAUACGCUUAAUCUGACGACCUUUAAUGAACCACUAGACAUGAAGAAAGAUCAACACGAAAUAAUGUCUCCGUGCGAAAAGCUCUCACAAAAAUUGAUCUCCCCAAACUUAGUGCAAAGCGUACGUUGUCCAUCCCCGAUCGUUCACAAUGUCGAAAGUAAUGUUCUAAGUCCCAUCCAGGAUACUAAAGGAAACUUCGAGAAUACGAGAAAUAUGCUUGAAACACCCAAGACAACGAUCGUCGAGUUUUCAAGAACUAGCAAGUUUACCUCGAUCGGCACAUCUACGUCUAAUUUCCAUCAAAAUAUUUCCAACUUCAAUAAUCCCUCGUGCACAAAUUCGUCUAUUGUUUCUGAUACUCAAAUUGUUGGUCAGAAUGUUAAAACUCCACCACCACCACCACCGAGAUGGGCUAAACCUGGAAUAAAUCAGAAUCAGAGUCACAGUCAAAAUCAAACUAAUUUCACGGUUACAACAACGGUUACAUUUAAUGUCAACCAAACUAAUGACAUAAUCGCGUCGCAACAAAAUACACCGACGGAAGCGAAUACGUCAUUGUUGAGUCCGCAAAGUGCAACCUCUAGCAAAUCUUUAACAAAUUUUUCCAUUAAAUCUCCUCUUUCACCAACGAUGCCAGUACUAUCACCUACGUCGAAAUUAGUUCCUAACGUUGGCAAUAAAACACCUAACAUUCUCUCGCCCACAACACCAUCGAGCACGAGUAAAUCGAAACGACGACGCGAUCGUGAAGCUAGAAAGAAUUCACAACAUUAUCAAGAAUCUGACAUCCUUGAUUCUUAUUAUCGUAGCUCGCCAGGUGAUAAGAUUUCAGACUACGAAGAUAUCUGGAACACAACUGAUCAAUCAAAUCAGUCUACUUGGUCACCGAAUGAUAGACUCGUACGAAACGAUCCACCAAGUAGUUCUAAUAAUGCUCAAGAUCGUUUAAGAAAUUCCAACGAUCGACUAAUCAGCCAAGAUAGAUUACUUAGUCCGAUUGAAAGAUCUACCAAUCAAAAAGAUGACAGAUUGACAGGGAACAAGCAGGUUAUUGUAAGAAAUGAAAGGUUCAUUUUGAGAAACGACAAGUCGGUUAUAAAUGAAAAACUUUGUUAUAAAGAAGUUGCUAGUCCAGAAUUCAGUAGUUUCAAACCUGUACCCGAAAUGAAAAGUAUCGAACAAGUAUCACCUGAAGAAACGGGAAUGGGAAGAAGGCCUGAUCUACUCUCUAGAGUUUGUAGUGCCAAUUCUUUGAACAGUCCUAGUGCAGUGACACCGCCAAGAAAUAAACUAGGAUUGAUACUUGCCAAAUCAGAAAGUAACAGCCCAUUGACACCUGAAUCAAAACAGGGUAGUCCAUUUUAUGCAGAACCAGCUGAUGCGAUUGCUCAAAAUGCCGCGAUAGUACCAAGAAGACGAUCAAAGAACAAUCCGGCUACAAAUAAAUAUCGUCAUAGCGAACCAGGCUGGUUACAAACACCGGUUGGCAAUAAUUCGAACCAAUUACAUCCUAUCGACUGGGAGGAAACGGAAGAAACAGAGGACAAGACGCCAUUGAUAUCAUCUUCCGUCGACAAUUUAGCUAAACGUCUUGGCACGAGGGAAAUGAAAAAAAUUCCUCGGGCAAAGCCAGUGCAACCACCAAAGAUCAGAGUCAAGGUAUUCAACGACACAUCCUGGGCCGUCGAUUCUAGUUGGGAGUUUAUCGGAAAUGAAGGAGAUGAUUGUGAGCCAGAUUACGACUGUGAUGCGGAUUACGACGGCGAGAAUGUCGCAAGAAAAUUUCCGGAUGAGGAGUGCGAUAGAGAUAUUGUAAGAAAUACUUUGACUGUUCAGAGUAUCAUUCUGCAACGGUACCCAGAAUUAUUAAAACCGCCGGACAUAUCGGAGUCUCUAUACAGCGACAGGAACUCCUCUUACGAUAAUGUUGAAAAGAGGAAUGAAAGAGAAGACACUCCGGAAUCGAAAAAAGAACCAACGUAUGAUCCUUCUGAGUGGGAAACUAUGCUAGAUACGGAUGAGAGCGAUAUUGAAAGAAUUAAGAGAAACAAAAGCUUCAAGGAAAGACUAGAUCCGCUUUUGUCACCACCACGAUUACAAGCUUUGAGGAAUCGCGACAUGAAUGGUACUGGUUCAACCAUAAGAUCCUACGCUCUCCAAUUAGCAGCCGAUAAAACAACAACGUUCUCUCAAAACAUUGACAAUUUCAUUCAAUGUACGAAGGAAGGAAAAGAAGCAAGUCCUCAUGUAGUUAUGAGAAAUAUGCGACAAUUUAUGUCGGGAAUGAAGAAUUAUUUGGUAAAACACGGUGAACGAGAGUUUGAGAAAGAAGUUGAGAAGGAAAGAUUAAAAUUAAAAUCAAACGAAUUUUUGAAUCUCGAUGCCAUUCUGGAAGGUGUGAUGAUGGGACUCGUUGUACGACCACUCAGAGAACAUGUUUAUAGGCUUUUUGUGGAUCAUUAUGCUAGUACAGGUUCUCUUCAAACACUCGCUGAAAGUAUUCAACAUGCCCAGGGUAAACAUGUUCAAGAUCUUGGUGUCCGAGCAAAAAUUAUACCACCGUCGGAAUCUAGCCUGGAACGUAUAUUGAAAUAUUUAGAACGACUACAGAAAGCAGAUUCACCAUUGGAUAAACUGGAGAAUUUAUUAGCUGCAAUAUCCGCAAUUUUUAAUUCUGUAAAACAUUCUAAUUCUGUAAAGCAUGUGACCCUGGGUGCCGACGAUCUUUUACCUCUCCUCGUGUGGGUAUUAGUUCGUGGUAAGGUUGUUGAUGCUGAGGUCGAAGCUGAAUAUAUGUGGGGCCUCCUUCAUCCUUCUCUUCUUACUGGAGAAGGUGGUUAUUAUCUGACAACGCUCUCUAGUGCAGUGCACGUUUUGAAGACUUUUAAAUCUAGCCAUGGAACAAUGUCCACGUUAAACGGCUCUGGAACACCUGACUGCUCUUCCGUUUUACGUAUUCUUGUACCGGAUGAAUUACAUGGUUCCUUGAAUACCAGAACUUUACCAGUGCGACCGAAUAUGAAUACCAGAGAUAUUUGUCGUAUUCUUGCACACAAAAUAAGAUGCACCAACCCUCAAGAUUAUGGUCUUUUCAAAUUGGUGCAAGGAGAAGAAACGCUGUUAGGUGAUCAGGAAUGUCCGCAAGAGCUCAAUCACUGCCUUUUUGCCUAUAAACGAAUCGAUGCGAAAAUAGCCUGGCCGAAAACUAGUUCUUGAACGUCACAAUGCGGCAUAUUUUUUACUACAUUAAAUUAGAAUUUGUAUCAUUCUCGUGUUGUUCGUAAGUUUAUGGCACAUUGUCAUUCUAUAAUUAUCCUACUCUGACUGAACUAUCUAAUAAGAGACGUUUAUGAAACUGGUAUGUCAAUCCAUGUAACUGAUUGUAUCUUAUAUACAUUUCGUAUUAUUGCGAAUUUUAUUAUUGUUCUACUAGAUCUCUGUACAACCACACAUUCUUUUUUUCAGUUCUCUCUCUCUCUCUCUCUCUCUCUAAUUCAGAACUUUUUAGACAUUUUUUAAAUUAAAUUUUAUUCGAAAUAAGUAUUAUUUCACGAGUAGUUACCUUUAAAGCACGCAUCUAAUCUUUCGUGAAUAAUAACAAGCUUUAUAAAGACCUACAUCUUAUCCUAAACGAAUACUUGCCACUUUAGUGUUCGUAAUACUUUUUAAUCAUAAGAAUUUUUUAAGUAAUAGUAUAUUCCAUAUGCUUAUAAAGAUAUAAAAUUUGAUGGCAUGGACAUUUUUCUUUUUAAUUGUAAUAAUUUUUUUUACUAAAAGAUACUUUUUUCCUUGUUAAGAUACGUAUGUAAAAUUCACAACCAAAAGGUGGUUGCGCUUGAACAUAUUUUAUACAGGUGCUACUUUUUGAAGGAGUUUGCUCUAUCAAACUUACUGCGUUAUGUAAAGCUAAAUCUAUUACGCGAAAAAAUGAUAUAAAUUAUUCACGAAUCGACGACAAAAAAACAAAGAAAAUGAAUAGUGCGUACGUUUUACUUUUCCAUUCGUAUAUACAAUUAUGUAUCAAUGAAACAAAAAAAAAUAUGUUAUUCAAUAUUUAAUACUUCAUAAAAGUCUACAUUAACGAUAUUACUAAUACGAUUAUUAUAAUCAACCUAGAUUAGCAGAGUGGGGUUCGAAUUAAGAGAGCCAUGUUAUUCGUAAUAAAAUUGUAAAGAAUAUGAAAGAGAAAGAAG
Messenger RNA from Polistes dominula (European paper wasp), 5466 nucleotides. It is a transcript of the gene spri, whose product is annotated as Src homology 2 domain-containing protein sprint. Gene Ontology annotation, molecular function: guanyl-nucleotide exchange factor activity; small GTPase binding. Gene Ontology annotation, cellular component: endocytic vesicle; cytosol. Gene Ontology annotation, biological process: signal transduction; vesicle-mediated transport. The record is from RefSeq and is a predicted model, not a curated record. NCBI's taxonomy places the organism in Eukaryota, Metazoa, Arthropoda, Insecta, Hymenoptera, Vespidae.